AUGCCCUACCCAGCUGUGCACCAUGGAUACUCUUUCUGGAAAAUCCCCCCGGAGGUAUUGAAAGGAGUCGUGGAGUACGACCGUAUAGAGAGAGAGAAAAAAGAGAAGGCGGAACGCGGUGAAGACAUCGAUGACGAGAGUUCCGUACUUGAAAGAGAAACCGAACCAUCUAGUGGACAGCAUCAUGAGCAGAAGGGAAUUGCCCCUGCUGCAUAUGCGGGCGAAGAGAGCGACGAAUAUGAGGAAGUCGAAGUCACAGAUAGCGGAGGCGAAGAUGAGGAUCAUCCUUCCAAACGGCCGAAGAUGGAGGGCGAUGAUGGUCAACAACAACCUUUGGAGUUCACGGAAGAAGAUAUUGAGUAUCAACUCGCCGCUAUGGGCGAAGAAUAUGGCCUUGAUCCCGGCGAAUAUGGUGAACCAGGCGAAGAUGGCUGGGAAGAAGGUGCUGAGGGACUACCACUCACAGAGGAAGACGCAAUUGCUCUGUUCCGUGACCUUCUUGAUGAUUAUCACAUUAACCCGUAUGCAACGUGGGAGAAGAUUAUUGAAGAAGGCCGGAUUAUAGAGGACUCUCGUUACACCGCGCUUCCGAAUAUGAGGUCGCGUCGGGAUGUUUGGUCUCAUUGGAGCCGUGAUCGGAUCCAAGUGCUUAAGGAGCAGAAAGAGAAACAAGAGAAAAAGGACCCGCGCAUCAAAUAUCUAGCUUUCCUUGAAACACACGCUACUCCCAAGCUAUACUGGCCAGAAUUCAAACGCAAGUAUCGCAAAGAGCCCGAAAUGAAAGACUCUCAACUGUCCGAUAAGGAUCGAGAGAAAUUCUAUCGCGACUUGAUGUCACGGUUAAAACAGCCGGAAAGCACUCGCAAGUCCGACCUCUCUGCCCUACUGAAGUCUGUCCCUGUGCAUGAUUUCAAUCGCUCGUCGAGCCUGGAAGCUCUCCCUCCAACGAUCAUUACUGAUAUCAGAUACAUCUCCCUCCCUGCGAAGGUUCGCAAUCCCCUUAUUGAAACCUAUAUAUCUACUUUGCCCCCGGCGCCGGAGCAGGGCGAGCAUAUGACUGCGGAACAACGAGAAGAGGCAGAGCGUAAGAGAAUGGAGCGCGAAAAGCGUGAGAAGGCUUUGGCAGAACGUGAGAAGCAAGUGCAAGAGGACAAGCGGAAGCAGCGGGGUGACCUUGCCCGUGGGAGGAACCUUCUAAGAGAAGGAGAGGCAGAGAUUGAAGAAGCCCUCAAGAUAGGGAAGGCGGGAUUACGAAGCCAUAUAGAGGUCGAGCGAGAUUCUUCAAAGGAAGGGGAAGCCCAGGAAGGGAAGUGA
Aspergillus bombycis is the source of this 1314-nucleotide messenger RNA. Its product is annotated as FF domain protein. Gene Ontology annotation, cellular component: nucleus. Gene Ontology annotation, molecular function: transcription coregulator activity; RNA polymerase binding. NCBI's taxonomy places the organism in Eukaryota, Fungi, Ascomycota, Eurotiomycetes, Eurotiales, Aspergillaceae. The coding region runs from base 1 to 1314 and encodes 437 amino acids. The transcript is spliced from 2 exons. The record is from RefSeq and is a predicted model, not a curated record.